GAAAGUAAGAUGUGUAAACGUUGGAAAAAAUGUCGAAGAUGAAUAAACGCCUUCUACGAGACAGAUUAGCGAAUUGGGAGUCAAGAAACAACCCAUUGACGUCCUUGUCAACAAAACAAAAGGAUUUAUGCAUACAGUUAUCGUCAGUAGUGAAUGAGAGACGAAUUCCGACAGACCUGCCAGAGGAAGAUGGACAUUCUGCAAUACCUCAUCAAUCAAAAGAAAUAAGUCAAGACCCAAGUGUAGGGGAAGAAUUCCAGAAAAAUGCCCCACCCGAAAAGGCCGAGACAGCACAAAUGUUUUUAUCCUGGUACUCUGACUUGGAAAGAGACAUGGAGAAAGAGGAAGAAGCACCAUACAGACACUAUAUAGAAGAGUUACAGGGUUACCAGGACCAAUGUGACGGAGUACUAGGGGAGGUAACCACAGCCCUUACCUAUUUAGAAGGAUUACAGAAGCAGUAUGUCAGUGUAUCCACCAAGACCAAUGCACUCCAUGAGGCUUGUGAGCAUCUACUGGCCGAGCAGACAAGACUGAUGAACACAGCUGAGAAUAUAAGUAAUAAACUCUCAUAUUACAAUGAGUUGGACAGGAUCUCCGGUAAAUUGGCCUCUCCAACAUUGAUGGUGACAAAUGAAUCCUUUGUCCCAAUGCUGUCCAGACUAGAUGAAUGCAUUCUUUACCUAAAGAAUAGUCCAAAUUAUAAGGAGUCACAGACCUACCUGGCGAGAUUAAACCAGUGUUUGUCUCGAGCCCUGAAUCUCAUGAAGUCACAUGUCAUCAACAUUCUGCAAUCUGCGACCCGGCAGGUGCAGGAGAAAAAGGAUACCACCCAGCUUGGUGACAAUGCAUUUACUUUGUUUUAUGGAAAAUUUCGAGCUAAUGCACCUCGAGUGAAGGCUCUUGUAGAACAGUUAGAAAUUCGAUUGGAUAAAAGUCCUGAAUAUAACCAGGCUCUAGUGGACUGCCAGCAAUGUUACUUCACCCAACGAGAACAGCUGUUAGGACCCAGUAUUAGUUCUACUAUCAAUGAUCUCGCCACAAAACACGCUCGGGAUCACUGUGCUCUGAUGAGAAGUGGUUGUGCCUUUAUGGUCCAUGUUUGUGAGGAUGAGUACCAGCUGUAUUAUAAUUUCUUUACCAGGCACUCUCCUCUCCUAGACGAGAUGUUGGAACGACUAUGCAACAACCUCUAUGAUGUCUUUCGACCACUCAUCAUUCAUGUCAACCAUCUAGAAACCUUAGCAGAACUGUGUUCCAUUAUGAAAGUUGAAAUGUUGGAAGAGCAUGCACAAGCCUAUGCUCAAGAGUUGUCCUCCUUUGGUAAUGUCUGCCGACAGAUGUUGAUGGACAUGCAGGAGCGUCUAGUUUACAGAACUUAUAUUUACAUUCGAUCCGACAUCCUGCAGUAUUCUGCUGCACAAGGGGACCUGGCUUAUCCUGAAAAGCUGGAGAUGAUGCAGAGUAUUGCUGAGAGCAUAAAAGCAGGGGAAACCAAGGGACACACUAGGACCCCCUCCUCUUCCUCAUUAAAGGGUCACUCCCGGUCAGCGUCCAAUGCCUCCAGCACCAGUCAGGAGGUGGCCGAGCUUACAGAGGCAGGCAAAAAUCAGGCAGAACCAGCAGGUACUAAAUGUUACUCAUAAAUUCGUACCUGCCAAAUCCGUGACCUUCGGAAUGUGAAAAAUCCAACAGUGAGAAGGACACUGGUCACUCUAUCCAAACUGUACAGGUGUAUUGAUAAAACCACAUUUCAAGGACUUUCUCAGGAAGCCCUGCAGUCCUGCAUCCAGUCUCUAAAAAUAGCAAAGGAAGGAAUUACCAAGAGGAAGACACUGAUGGAUGGACAGCUAUUUCUGAUAAAACACCUUUUGAUCCUUCGAGAACAGAUUGCUCCUUUCCAAACUGAUUUCUCUAUUAGAGAAACAUCAUUGGACUUUAGCAAAUUGAAAGACUUUGGCAAAAUGAAAGAUGCAGCAAAAGGCUUGAUUCAGAACAGUUCAAAGAUGUUCACGUUUAACAGUAACAACUCCCUGCUUCACUUUAUCUUAGAGGGCACGCCUCAUGUAAUGGAGCAUUUUGUGGAUUCCAAGAAAGAUGUGGAUUAUGAACUGAAAAUUACCUGUGAAGAAUUUAUACAUCAUAUGUCAGACACCUUUACAGAACCUCUCAAAACUUUCCUAUCAAGGGCAUCUGUUGUUAUAAACAUGAAACAGGAGGAAGGAAUCAAAAGCGUAACUCUGCGGCAACAGCCAUUUGCGACACCAGAAAAAUUACAUGAUGUCGUAUCAGAGACGUACAAAAACAUCAAGUCUCGUCUGCCCACCAUACAUAAAAGCAUGCAGCUCUAUCUUGCAAACAAAGAUACAGAAACCAUUCUUUUUAAACCAAUAAAGGUGAACAUUCAGGCGGCAUUCCAGCAAUUGUCCCAGAUUUUGUCAGAAAAUUACACUGAAGAAGAUAAACAGAUUGUGGCCAAUCCUAGCCCAGAACAGAUAAACUUGCUGAUAUCAACUUCCAUGCGAUAGUUCUUCGAAUCAGCAACACAGUUUGGGGAAUUCAUAUUACCUGAUAGUGGUUUCAUUUGUUGAAUAUGAUAUUGGUGAUAAUAAUUUAAUUACAGAAUAUUUAUGUAUGAAAAGAAUAUUUAUGUGUAUAGAAAUGAUAAGAACAAUUUUACUUGUAAUUAUAUACAUUGUAAUUAUAUUCUUUGUUACAGAUUAAAUUAUUAAAUGUUCAUAGAAUACUGAAAUAAAGAUGUUCAUGAACUUAA
This is a messenger RNA of Saccostrea cuccullata (small rock oyster), 2773 nucleotides long. RefSeq names its product conserved oligomeric Golgi complex subunit 3-like. Gene Ontology annotation, biological process: intra-Golgi vesicle-mediated transport; Golgi organization; intracellular protein transport. The transcript has 23 exons. Gene Ontology annotation, cellular component: COG complex; membrane; cis-Golgi network. The record is from RefSeq and is a predicted model, not a curated record. NCBI's taxonomy places the organism in Eukaryota, Metazoa, Mollusca, Bivalvia, Ostreida, Ostreidae.